AUAUCUGAAUGAUAAAGUGUUUUUAAAGAGACCAAGGAGAACGCACCAGAGACGAGCUGAGGGAAUAAAUUGUGUAAUUGAUUUAUUUCGUAAUUAACACGAAAUGACCAUUAGUGUUCACUGGCCAGCACUAGCUGGGGUGAUUCACCCGAAUAUAGGGGGUUGGGCUGGGGCAGUCAUCACCAGGAGGAAUAUCAACCCCUGGUACGAGUCGCUGAAGAAGCCGUCCUGGACACCACCCAAAUGGGCAUUUGGUCCGGCCUGGACUUCGAUUUAUUGCUCCGUGGGAUAUGCCUCUUACUUGGUGCAUCGGGAUGGAGGGGGUUUCAAGGGUGCUGUCCUUCCUCUGUCCAUUUAUGGGGCUAAUCUCGCCCUCAAUUGGGCCUGGACACCGAUUUUCUUUGGUUGUCACAACAUCAAAAUCGCCCUCUAUGAAAUCGUCGUCCUCUGGGGAUCGACCAUUGCCCUCGCGGUAGCUUUUCAUCAGGUGAAUCCAGUAGCUGGAUAUCUCGUUCUGCCUUACAUCGCCUGGAAUACUCUGGCAACAGCUCUCAAUUAUGUUAUCUAUCGUGAUAACCAGGAGACUCCAGCGAUCGAAGAUAAGAAAAAUUAGAUGCACCAGGUGCCUUGACAUUCCCAACACAUUCCAGUUCACAAGUUUCCCCUAGAUAUUUUUAACAAAACGAAUAAACGAAACAGAGGUAAUUGGGGUAAAAUGAACACUAGACUUUUUUUUUUAAUAUUCAUAAUUAUUAUUUUUCCCAAAAAAAAGCCAAUUUCAAAUCAAAUCAAUGAGUAAAUAAUUCAGAAAUUUCAGAAUAGUCAAGUGAGAAAAUGAACUUCUCCAGUUACAUGUCGAGUAAUGGGAAAAAAA
Molecule: messenger RNA, 874 nt
Organism: Fopius arisanus
Lineage: Eukaryota; Metazoa; Arthropoda; Insecta; Hymenoptera; Braconidae
Gene: Tspo
Product: Translocator protein
Exons: 3
Coding region: 104-613 (169 amino acids)
Cellular component (GO): mitochondrial outer membrane
Source: RefSeq, a predicted model, not a curated record